GAAAAGACCAGUCAAAUGUACACAAAAAACAUGGAAGACGCUGCUUCAAGAACCUGUUGCAGAGAGAGAAGAGAGAAAGAGAAGAGAGAGAGAGAGAGAGAUUUGUAUUUUUCCCAUCUUUUUCAGACGUCCCCCCCCCCCUCGUCACUCCCCCUGAUCUUUAUAUAUACCUGCUUUCUUUGUCUCUGAUCCCUACCUUCUCUCUCAAACCAAAAUCAUAAAAACCCAAGAACAAUCUCUCUUUCUCUCUCUUCACCAUCCCCUGCCUUUAAUUCUUCAUACAUAUCACCCUGCUUUCUUCUCCAAUCCCCACCUUUCCACCCUAACAAUCAAAAUAUCUCUCUCUCUCUCUGCAAUUCUUUCCUUGCUCUGCAUUUUGAACCCUCUCACAUAUUCUCUCUCUGCAUUUCCUGUUGCUUCUUCUCUCUCUCUAGCUAUCUAUCUGUGUCUCUGCUUUUUUGGCUUUUAAUUCCUGUCAUAAGCCACAAUGUCUGCUUUCUCACACCAGCCUUUAAUGGACUUGGCUUUCAUAUCCAACUGGAAUGGCAAAUUCUCAGGAAUUGAGAUGAAUGCCUGUUUCUCUAAUGGGGUUCAAAACUUUAACAAUUUGCAAGUGUUCCCUUCCAGUGAUGAGCUAAAGAAAUGGGGAUUUAACAGUGGUGAUUGUAACCAAUUUAAUGGAGGUUUCGAGAGCCAUUUUACUGGGGAGGUUGGAGAAAAUGUGGAGACACAGAUGAAGAUAGGAGCCAUUGCUGAAUGUGAAAGCCGUACCGAUGCAGAAUCGGACAAGGUCAUGCAAGAGACCAGCUCUGAUCAAAAUAGCAUUGAGAAAAAGAGGAGAAAAAGCAAUGGCUACUCUGUGAAUUCUAGCCAUAGCAAGGAAAAUAUUGGAGGUAAAGGAAAGAGAUCAAAGAGUAACAGAGAAGAAAGGAAGCCAAGAUCUGAGCAGAGUAAUGAUAAGAGCUCAAAAGAAGGCGGAGACGAUCCAACGAAGAGUUAUAUCCAUGUUAGGGCUAGAAGGGGCCAGGCAACUGAUAGCCAUAGCCUUGCAGAAAGGGUUAGGAGAGAGAAGAUUAGUGAGAGAAUGAAGCUUUUGCAGGGCCUUGUUCCUGGUUGUGACAAGGUGACGGGUAAGGCACUUAUGCUGGAUGAAAUAAUCAACUACGUCCAGUCGUUGCAAAAACAAGUGGAGUUCCUCUCAAUGAAGCUUGCUUCCGUGAAUCCCAUGUUCUAUAACAUUGAUAUGGAAAUGGAGGUCUGCAUGGAAAAACCUGAGAAGUUACAAAGCCUGAAUGCACCGUUACCUUUAUUGCAAGCAAGCUGCCACACCCAACCCACCAUUGAUUAUGAGGCCAUUACUGCUUCAUUUGCAAACACAACUGCCUUCCCCACAACGACCAAUUACUCUCUGUUCAACAAUUCUGGUUCCAUUUUACUUCACGACCAAAGGCCAACUGCUUUCUCUGAGGAUAAUGGCAACAGAGGAUGGAGUGUGGAGCAUCAAAGCCAGAGAUUUGAUCAUGGAGGGUUCAACCAAAUGGGUUCAUUCUAAGUAAGUGCAAAGUCUCUGCAGAAAAGGUUACUCUGAUCCAAAAUCCAAGGGGAAGCCUGUUCUGUUCAAGGGCACUGAAUGAGGGGAAGGGAACUAGAGGGAAAGAGCGAGAAACACGAGAUAGCGACCCACCAAAUAAAACGAUAUCUUAUCGAGAUCCCUCUGCUGCUGUUUAAUUGACUACAGAGUCCUCCUGCUUGCACAAAUACCAAUACCCUGUACUGGCUUGUUCAGACCUAUAUUAUCAUCUCUCAACUUUAAUUCUCUCUCUCUCUACUUUCUCUCUCUAUAGGUUCUUGAUAUGACCAGAUGUAAUUGCUGGUCGUGGAAUCUUCGCUGGUUGUUAAUAAAAGGGUGUGAAGGUGAUGAACAGAGAGACCCAGUAACGGUAGUGAACAGAGCAUCUGAGAGUAGAAAUUGAUGCAUUCUUUGCCUUGCAGAGAUCUUCUGAACCUCCUUUGUUAGACCCAGUCCGCAUGAUCUUUCAAGGAAAAUAUAUAUACUCUUCUCCAUUUUUAUAUAUAUUUAUAUAUGAUGAUGCAUUUCAGA
Amborella trichopoda is the source of this 2101-nucleotide messenger RNA. RefSeq lists its product as uncharacterized. Gene Ontology annotation, molecular function: protein dimerization activity; DNA-binding transcription factor activity. NCBI's taxonomy places the organism in Eukaryota, Viridiplantae, Streptophyta, Magnoliopsida, Amborellales, Amborellaceae. Gene Ontology annotation, biological process: regulation of DNA-templated transcription. Gene Ontology annotation, cellular component: nucleus. The record is from RefSeq and is a predicted model, not a curated record.